UAAAAUUAAAUAAAGUGAACUUAAUAGACCCCAACCUAUGAAAAUAUUCGUUACAAUCAUAAAAGUGUAAUAUAUGUGUUAUUUUGGCGUAGAUGAGUAUUUUCAACACUAUUCAGAUUGAUAACAAUUGAAUUUACAAAUAAUUCUAAUAAAUGAAGUUUUUGGGCAUUAAAAUGAUUUUUAUAAUCGCAUUGUCCUUAAUGAGAUCGGUUGUUAAUUCGGAAGAAACUAGCGAUUUCAAAAUACCUACUAAUUUCAAACCUGUCAGCUAUGAACUGAACGUGACCACGCACUUGGAGGAUAAAUUCAUAUUUGAAGGAGUAGUUUGUAUUCGUAUGAUAUGCGUAGGAGCUACCGAUACCAUAGUGUUGCAUUCAACCAGUUUGAACAUUGAUACCAAAAGUGUGGUUGUAGCCAACUGUGGUGAAAAUGUCAUCCCAGUGAGCAGUGUGUCUUUUGAUCCAGAUAAAGAACUUAUGCACGUCAAGUCAACCGUAAACUUUAAGCCCUGUGACGAAUACUUGCUGACUAUACCAUUUACCGGAAACCUCACCGACGAUUUAGUAGGUUACUAUAGAAGUAGCUACGUAGACAAGGAAAGCAAUCAAACGAGGUGCGUUAUUAUAAAAAUUUUAAUACAAUGCACAGCACAAGUCAUAAAAAAAUAUAAAUAAAUAUUUUUUGUGAUU
This is a messenger RNA of Acyrthosiphon pisum (pea aphid), 689 nucleotides long. RefSeq names its product aminopeptidase N-like. Gene Ontology annotation, biological process: peptide catabolic process; proteolysis. Bases 153 to 674 code for a protein of 173 amino acids. Gene Ontology annotation, molecular function: peptide binding; metalloaminopeptidase activity; zinc ion binding. The record is from RefSeq and is a predicted model, not a curated record. The transcript is spliced from 3 exons. NCBI's taxonomy places the organism in Eukaryota, Metazoa, Arthropoda, Insecta, Hemiptera, Aphididae. Gene Ontology annotation, cellular component: cytoplasm; membrane.